Molecule: messenger RNA, 2335 nt
Organism: Apis florea (little honeybee)
Lineage: Eukaryota; Metazoa; Arthropoda; Insecta; Hymenoptera; Apidae
Gene: chn
Product: zinc finger transcriptional factor charlatan
Biological process (GO): regulation of gene expression
Cellular component (GO): nucleus
Source: RefSeq, a predicted model, not a curated record
UUUUUUUUUCUCUUCUAUCCGUUCGCGCCGUUCGUGUGCACGCUUCGUUUGUUUGCUUUCGGUGUCGCCAGGACCACGUGUGUCGUGUCGUCGUGCACGCUCCUGCGCUUCACUUUCCAGUUUUUGUCUCUGUUUUCUUCUCUCGUUGUCAGUAUUGCUAUUUUUCUUUCUCUAUCUCUCUUAUUCUUUUUCUUCUUAAAAAAAAAAAGAAAAGAAAAGAAAAGAAAAGAAAAGAAUGAAAAAAAGUAAACGUCGUCUCGUCGUCUCGUCGCACGGUCGACGAGCGCUCGUUCGUUGGUAGAAAAAUGACGCGAACGUAACUUAUGGAACAGUGCCGCGGUGGUUGCAGCCACGAGAUGGUAAACUCCCCUGCAACUGCAGCGACAAUGGCGUACCCGAGCUUGGAGGAGGAGAGGCGGUCGAGCGGUCACGGCCAACGUCACGCCAACCACGACGCCUACCACGACGACGAUGAUGUCGAUCACCGUCGAACCGUCGAGAGCCGCGACCACGGUUCGUUCUCUCGGCGUCCCGUUUCCGCGCCGCCGCCGUGCCCCGCCGUCGAGCAACACCACGUUGUACACGACGAACCGUGCACCGGUUGUACCAAUCUUCACCACCACCUUACUUCCACUAUACUUAAUCGUGAUUUUGCGCACAGCUACCGACCCAACGCCGACGGAUGCAAUGCCUCUCCCUUCCAAUCGGCCGGGGCGACCACGUCCUUCGAUCGCGUGUGGCCGGUCGAGGAGAGCGUCCAGAGAAAGAAGCCGAACGAGAGGCAGAGAUCCAGGAAGCAGAGCCAGCCGAGGAAGAUAACGUGGAGUCAAGAGUUCGAGGACGAGGAUUUGAUCGAGGGGAGCAGCGAAGGGGAAGAGGAGAAGCAGAGGCAAAGGCAGGAGCUGGAGAUGCAGGGGCAGCGCGAGGAGAAGGAGGGGGACGAGGAGGCGGCGAGCGCAGAGGGGUCGGCCCCGAAGCCGAUCGAGAAACAGCUGGACGAGUUGAAGGAGCGUUACCAACGCCUUCAACUGACCAAGCGAAAUUUGCUCAAGUGUCGCCUCUGCCCCGACGACGCACCGGCCAGGGGCCACGUUUGCCUGCCUUAUCACACCAAGGCUUCUCUCACCCUUCACAAGCUGUGGAGACACGAGGGAAGGCGCAAGAAGACCUCGAAUUCGGUCCCUAAAUCGGAUCGCCCCGUGUCCCAACAGGUGUCCUCCUCUAUCACGUUGAAGGCGACCGUGUUCACCAACCCUGAAUACGUGUACAACAGAUAACAGUUGGUCUCGAGAGGGUUGUACGAGCGUGAAGAUGGAUCUCGAAACGCAUUGGUUCCGCCGGAUCGCGACACGGUUGUUUGACCGAAAGGAAAAGGGAGACAGGAAAGUAGGCGCUUUCUUCCAAGACUGAUCAAUUCUCGCGAUUGAACGCCUCGAUAUAAUUGCGCGUACGGUGUCGCGAGAAUCGCGAGAAUUGAACGAGAAAUAGAUUUCUUUGUUGCCUGAUGACGUUCGAUGACGUUUCGUUAUUAGAGAUUUUCUAAAGACUUGUUCGCGACGAGUCCAACAGCGAUGCUGAGAAUCGUGAGAAAGAGACUUUUCAUCGUUUGCGAUGUUCCGUCGCUUAAACAUUUUUCCAAGGACUCGCUGUGACGUCAUUACUAAUAAUUAAGACCGAUCCAGUGCCUUUCGACAUCCAACUUCCGGCUAAUUCAGGGUAUAUGAAUCGAAGUUCUCGAUACUCGUUGAUCUGUCGCCCCCUCCCCCCUUCGAGGAGGUUGAAACGCGGACGGAAUGAAAUGAAUUGUUGUUCUUCGUUCCUUGGGAGUUUCGGUGUUCCUAGAAACCUUAUAGAAUUAUUGGACCACAUCGCCGAAACGUUGACUAGAAUAUUGGACCACGUUGCAGCAAAAGAUAAAGAAAAAAAAAGAAAAAAAAAAGAAAAAAAAAAAAAAAAUAAAAAAAAAAAGGAAAAAAUAGAAAAGAAGAAAAAAAGGAAGAAAAACGAACGAACUUCUCUCGUAAUCAACGAAAACAAUUUUAGAUAGAAAAAAAAUUGAGGUCAUCGAAAUGGGUUGGUUAGCGGAUAAACUAAAUAUGGACAUAGAUCUUUUUGAUCACGAGAAGAAACGAGAGGAGAUGAUUUCACGAGAGAGAAUUGAAAAGAACAGCGAAAGCUAAAAGCGUUAGCUUUUCCUCGUAUAAAGGAGAAAACGUAUCUUCACUCGAGUUUUGAUAAUUCAUAGUAUUCCUCUCUCGAGGAAUAGCGUUUAAAACCAUAUUUUCAUGUGAUCGAUACACCGUGUACAUUUAAAAGAUAAAGGAUAGAAAAAAAA